Ochlerotatus camptorhynchus is the source of this 1635-nucleotide messenger RNA. RefSeq lists its product as uncharacterized. The record is from RefSeq and is a predicted model, not a curated record. Lineage: Eukaryota; Metazoa; Arthropoda; Insecta; Diptera; Culicidae. Gene Ontology annotation, molecular function: zinc ion binding; nucleic acid binding. The coding region runs from base 1 to 1635 and encodes 544 amino acids. The transcript is spliced from 2 exons.
AUGGCACCCGGUGGCGCAUCCACACCAUCGAUGCGAGCAUUGACGGCAAGGUUGAAGCAGAUACAGCUGUCGCUCAAUGACAUCCACCGAUUCAUUCAAGCGUUUACGGAAUCUAAUAACAUUACCGAGGUGGAGGUACGUGUUGAGAAACUGGACGAGCUUUGGGAGAGCUUUAGUGCAACCAUGGUGGAGAUCUACGCUCAUGACGAAUUCAAGGCUGAGAAGAUUUCACUGGAGAAGGAACGCAGCGAGUUCAGCGAUCGCUAUUACGAGAUCAAGUCUUUCCUAAUGGACAAGAUCAAGGAGCUCCAGAAACCCCAAGUACUGGAGCAGUCCUUCCGAGCUGGUGAGGGAACAACGGCAGUUACCAUGGAGCACGUACGUCUACCGCAGAUCAAGCUGCACACAUUCAGUGGAGACAUCGACGAGUGGCUGAGCUUCCGCGACUUAUUCACGUCGCUAAUCCAUUGGAAGGCAGAUCUACCGGAUGUGGAAAAAUUCCAUUAUCUGAAGGGCUGCCUUCAAGGGGAACCCAAAGGCUUGAUCGACCCACUCCCGAUCACGGCAGCCAAUUACCAGGUGGCAUGGGAUACGCUGUUGAAACGCUACAACAACAGCAAACAGUUGAGGAAGCGGCAGGUACAAGCUCUCUUCAAGCUACCCAUGCUUUCGAAGGAAUCCGGAGCUGACUUGCACAUACUGUUUGAAGGCUUCGAACGUAUUGUGCAGACUCUCGACCAAGUCAUCCAACCGGCUGAAUAUAAGGAUCUUCUGCUGGUGAACAUCCUUACAGCUCGAUUGGACCCGGUCACGCGUAGAGGGUGGGAAGAGGUCUCAUCUACAAAGAAGGAGGAUACUUUGGAGGAUUUAUGCGAAUUCAUUCAGCGUAGAAUCCAGGUUUUGGACAGCUUGCCACCGAAGCCCGUCGAUACUAGGGGUCUCGGCCAAUUGCAACAACAACCGAAACCGAAGGCUCAAUCAAUGAAGGUCAACUACGGUGCACAAACAUCUACGGGACGUUGCAUUGCCUGUUCAUCGGAUCACCUUCUUCAUCAGUGCAACAAAUUUCAAGGGAUGGCAGUCUCGGACAGGGAUGGUCUUGUUAAAUUAAAUGGACUCUGUCGAAACUGCUUAAGGUCAGGACAUCACGCUAAGGAUUGCCAGUCAAAAUUCUCGUGCAGGAACUGCAAGGGACGUCACCACACGCUUGUAUGUUUCAAACCGGCGAAGGAAAAGGGAUCCAAGGUUGCGACAGUUGCUGGGGGUAACAAGUCGUCCAAUUCUGAGGAUCAGCAAGGGUCAUCUGGUUUAUCAACCACACAAGUUGCUACCGUAGCAGCUACGGAAACUGCAGCACCCGCUGCAGCUCAACAACAAUCAACCCAAGUGCUUUUGGCAACGGCAGUUGUGGUUAUCGAGGAUGAUGUUGGCAAUCGUCAUCCAGCUCGUGCUCUACUGGACUCCGGGUCCGAAAGUAACUUCAUUACGGAGCGAUUGAGUCAGCGGUUACAAGUUACGCGAAAUCGGGUGGACAUUUCGGUAGCCGGGAUAGGUCAAGCAGCUACAAAGUGGAUAUCGUGCUCGGUAUCGAAUGCUUCUUCGACUUCUUUGAAACCGGACGGAGAAUCUCUCUAG